CGGGACGGCAGCCGGAGGCUGCUGCCACGGGAGGGAGCAGGGCUGGGUGCACCGGCCCCUUCCAUGCCCACCACUGCACCGGCCCACGGCCCGUGAGCCCCGGGGCCGGCGCGGACGAUGCCCGUCGAGGCGCUGCAAGCCGGAGACGCCAUGAAAGGGAUGAGGGCGCCGGCCCCCUUCGCCUCGGCCAUGUCCGUCCGCAUCCUGCGCAAGGGCCCCGCGUAUUUCCACCGGCACGCCGAGCCCGGCGCCGCGAAGCCCAGCGCGGUGGAGAGGCUGGAGGCCGACAAGGCCAAGUACGUGAAGAGCCAGCGUGUCGCCAGCACCAAGCAGGAGCCGGUGAAGCCGCCGCUGCUCAAGCAGCCCCUGUUCACGCCGGGGGUGCGCCGGGCCGUGCUCGCCCCCAGCCGCAGGGUGACCCCGGCGUCGCGCCGGGCCGAGGCCAGCGGCCCCAAGGCCUCCCUCGAUCUGGAGAUCCUCAACAACCUCAUCAACCUCUGCGACAGCCCCUUCCCCAAAGCGGAGAGCCCGCUGGGCCGGGAGUGCAAGCGGAGGGCGGAGGAGCCGCUGGUGCCGGCCGCCGGGGCGGAGGGUGCCGGAAAGCCGCCGGGGAGCCCUGCUGCCGCCAAACCCCCCGGCAGCGUGGCCGUGCGAAGGGUGGAUGUCCGUCCCUGCGGCUCUCCGCGGGGCCGGAUGACGCCAGUGCCCGCGUCCCCCGUCCCGACUGGGCUGCCCGCGACCCCAUCCCGGAGCUCUCCCUCCCGCCGGCAGCCGCUGCUGCACCGCUCCAAGUCGGACCUGAGCGACCGGCUCUCGCGGGCCACCGCCGACCUGGAACGCUUCUUCAACUACUGCGGGCUGGACCCUGAGGAGCUGCAGGACGUGGGUGCCGAGCGCUUCGCCCGCGCCAGCUCCGACAUCGUGUCACUCAAGUUGCCCAGCGUGAGCACGGGCAGCUCGGAGGGUGGCCGCUCGCCGCCCAGCGCCGCCACGCCGGAGGGACGGCCCCCCGAGCGCGUGCCCUACGGCAUCUCCGUCGUGGAGCGCAAUGCCCGUGUCAUCAAGUGGCUGUACGGGCUGCGCCAGGCCCGCGAGCCGCAGCGGGUCUCGGAUGUGUAGCGGUGCCGGGUGAGAGAGCGCGGGCUGUGCCCCGGGAGGAGCAGGGACCUCUCGGUGGUGACAGGACUGUUGAACUCGGCCUGCUCUUGUUUCCUGAUGCUGCAGAGGCGCUGGCACAGCCCUGGUGUGGUGGCUGGGCAUCCUUCCUCCUGGCUCUGGCUCUGUCGGACCCCCUCAGCUGACAGCCAGGUCCCUGCGGGCUCAUGGGAGGACACAGGACACGUGUCUCCGGGUGCACAACUGGUCCCUGACACCCUCCUCUCGCCCACUCCAGUGGUUGGCCUCUGUGCCCUGCUGCAAGCUUCCACCUGCAAGAAGCACCCAAGGGGCUGGUUGCCCCCUGCACAGGACAGGAGAAGCUGCCCCCCUGCAGUCCCCACUGAGGGCACUUCACUGCCUGGGGUGGGGGCUGUAUCCUGAUGGCUCCAUCUUCUUGCUGGCUGUGUGU
This is a messenger RNA of Colius striatus (speckled mousebird), 1567 nucleotides long. It is a transcript of the gene FAM110A, whose product is annotated as family with sequence similarity 110 member A. The record is from RefSeq and is a predicted model, not a curated record. The coding region runs from base 118 to 1119 and encodes 333 amino acids. NCBI's taxonomy places the organism in Eukaryota, Metazoa, Chordata, Aves, Coliiformes, Coliidae. The transcript is spliced from 2 exons.